AGCUGUUUGGCUUUAGGUCUAGGGAUGUCCAGGCAUUCUAGCACGCCAUGCGGCAGCUAAAACAUCAUGAGCAAAAGCUCUUGAAGAAGGUCAACUUCUAUGACUGGAAGUCAACGAGAAAUGUCAGGGAGUCGUCGAUCUUGAGAAAAUACCAGAUUGAGGAUCGUGAGGACUACACUAAGUAUCAGAAGCUUGCGCUUCUGAUCCAAAAACUGACCUCAGGGCUUCGAAAGCUCAAGUCCUCGGAUGAAGACAGAAUAAAGAUGACCGAGAUCCUGCUUGACAAGAUGUACUCUCUUGGAUUGAUCCAAAACACACAAAGCUUGGAGGACUCGCAUGAGUUGCCUGCAUCAACCUUUUGCAGACGGCGGCUUCCUGUAGUCCUUGUAAGGAUGAAGCUUUGCCAAGACUUGCCGCAAGCCAUCAAGUACAUCAAGCAGGGCGAGAUUCGGAUUGGUCCUGAUGUGGUCACAAAUCCAGCCUUGCAUGUCACCCGCGAGAUGGAGGAUCACAUCACCUGGGCGGAGGGAUCCAAGAUGAGACGGCAAAUCAAGGAGUUCUCCAACGAGGCUGAUGAUUUCGAGCUUCUUGGAAACUGAGUGUUUCGCGACCCGUCUCACCCCCGAGAAAGCAGAUAGUGUGGUGGAAAAAGGCCACACCUGUCC
This is a messenger RNA of Durusdinium trenchii, 665 nucleotides long. The record is from the annotation of a GenBank genome assembly. NCBI's taxonomy places the organism in Eukaryota, Dinophyceae, Suessiales, Symbiodiniaceae.